Molecule: messenger RNA, 1236 nt
Organism: Dendronephthya gigantea
Lineage: Eukaryota; Metazoa; Cnidaria; Anthozoa; Malacalcyonacea; Nephtheidae
Exons: 4
Coding region: 1-1236 (411 amino acids)
Source: RefSeq, a predicted model, not a curated record
AUGGCCCCUUCAAAGAAACAAAAAAUGUUGAAAGAUGAGAAGAAAUUAUUAGCAAAAGAAAAAUCUAAGAAAGCACAUGCGGCAAGAGUUUUAGGGACUGGAAGUCAAAUGAAUUUUACGACGGUAAAUUUUAGUGGUUCAGCCCUUGUUGAAGGUUCCAAACGUACAUUAAUUGGUCUGGCAUUGGCAGUCGCAUUUUUAGUUACUGGACAUGGCUAUGAUAAGUUUUCAAGGAUGCGAGGUAAAGUUGAUGUCAUAGAUGAAGAUUUGUUCGCAGGAACAUCUAAGUCAAUGGAAGGGUGUCCUGCUAAAGAGUGCUACAAAGAAGCCAAGGAUGAAGGGUGUAAUGUUGAGGUUGUUUGGCAAGAUGGUGACUCAAGCGCAGCAAACGCAAUUAGCAAAAUUAACCAUUUCUGUUGCCUCCAGCAAUGUGACAAAAGUGAGGAAUAUGCAAGGAGGUUGAUUGCCCUUGGAACAUAUCAUAGCAAAGAUAUUCAUACAAGGGUUGAUGGGAAAUCAUGUGGAUUUCAUCCAGACAUUGUGUGUUCAUGUGGUGACUGUGAUGAGGAUGAGAAGAUAGGAUGCUCUGGUGUAACUUACAAAACAAAAUACCCUCUUACCUGUGCAUUUCACAAAUUGGCAUAUCAAAUUGAAUGCUUACAUUGUGCAGAUGAUGCUAAAAGUGUUAUACAUCCAACAAUGGUGAGAGGAUGCUCCAACCAGUGUGAGGCUCAUUUUAGUGUCUUACCUGAUUUCCAUGCCAAGGAUCAAAACCUCUGCAGGUUACAUUAUAUAACAUCAACAAAUUGUGGCCUUAGUCAGGGAAACAUGUCAUUGGGUUUCAAAACUGGAGGUCCAAAAUACCACUGGCUUAUAGAUCUUUAUGACAGAAUUCACCUUCCAGUAAUACCUGCUGUCAUUGAAACCCUUCAGAAAGAGGUUACUGCUAGAAUGAAAGAGGUUACUACUAGAAUGAAAGAGGUGGAUAGAGGUAAAACAGAAGGCAAAAAGAAGGGCAGAAUCUGCAUAAAGGUUGCUAGAGCUGAAAACCAAGAAGAAAGGAAAAAGUGGCUCAAACACCAGGAGCUGCAUCAUUCGUAUGGCACCAAUGAUGCAGAUGAAGGAGUAGAAGAGGAUGAGGUUGACCCCAAUCUCAUUGCUGGUGCAAGAAAGGGUAUUAAAGGGGCUGGCCAAAAGUGUGGGACAUUGACUCUUGAAAGUGUGAACAGUUGUUGA